Molecule: messenger RNA, 480 nt
Organism: Toxotes jaculatrix (banded archerfish)
Lineage: Eukaryota; Metazoa; Chordata; Actinopteri; Toxotidae
Gene: syce2
Product: synaptonemal complex central element protein 2
Exons: 4
Coding region: 1-480 (159 amino acids)
Biological process (GO): synaptonemal complex assembly
Cellular component (GO): central element
Source: RefSeq, a predicted model, not a curated record
AUGGAUUUUUUCUUUGAGGACCUCACAUUUCCAUCCACCUCCCACUCCACUCCCAAGAACGGACAUGAAGAUUCACAGAUGACAGAAGACACAGACUGUAACUCAUCCAUAGGGAAGUCCUCAAGUGUGAGCUUGACUGACAUUCAAGAGCAUCAUACCAGCUCAUGCAUAGACGACAUCAGCAGAAAAGUGCAGGAACUGGUGGAGAAGAUUAACAGCAGCCGCACCAGUGACCAGAAAGUGAUCGACAGCUUUCAGGAGAAAUUAGUGGAGAAGAUGACAGAGGCGUGCCAGAAGAUGAAGGAGCACAUGUACACCGUCUAUGAGGAGAACAGUAAUGAGAUGCAGGUGAAGCUGCAGGAGUUGUCUGAGGUGCUGGAGAACUGCACUAAGCUCAACAAUGAGCUCCUGAAGGCCAUCCAGGCUCUGGCAAGUCUCAGAGAGGGUCUGGCCAUUAACCAGACAUUAGAAUCCCUGUAA